This is a messenger RNA of Cynara cardunculus var. scolymus (artichoke), 515 nucleotides long. RefSeq lists its product as uncharacterized. The coding region runs from base 55 to 486 and encodes 143 amino acids. The record is from RefSeq and is a predicted model, not a curated record. NCBI's taxonomy places the organism in Eukaryota, Viridiplantae, Streptophyta, Magnoliopsida, Asterales, Asteraceae. The transcript has a single exon.
CAUCCAUACCUUUCGUCUUCAUAUACAUAGCAACCAUUGAUAGAAAGAUAAGACAUGAAGAACGCAAUAAGAUGUUGCAUCUCUUGCAUUCUUCCAUGCGGAUCACUCGAUGUGAUCCGCAUCGUGCAUGCCAAUGGCCAUGUCGAGGAAAUAGCCGGCACUAUUCAAGCAUCCGAGAUCAUGAAAGCAAACCCUAAACACAUCCUCAAGAAACCCUCAUCCCCUUCAUCAUAUACCGAUAAAGGUGUAACCAAAUGCCCGAAGAUCAUGAUCCUUUCGCCCGACGUCAAGCUUCAACGUGGCAAGAUUUACUUUCUUGUCCCUGCCUCUAUGCCUGAUCAGUCCAUGCCCAGAAAGACCGGUUCCAGAUCAUCAUCAUCAUCAUCUUCAACUUCUUCGAAGAAAAUGUCUAGUGAAAAGAGUAAUCAUGUUGUGAUGUGGAGACCUCGUUUAGAGAGCAUUUCCGAGGCUACAAGUGAUGCAUAAACGUGGAUUCUUCUUUCAUUUUUCAAGAU